This is a messenger RNA of Delphinapterus leucas (beluga whale), 553 nucleotides long. NCBI's taxonomy places the organism in Eukaryota, Metazoa, Chordata, Mammalia, Artiodactyla, Monodontidae. The record is from RefSeq and is a predicted model, not a curated record.
AUGGCAUCUACUUGGGUGGAUGCUGAAAUCAUUUCACAGUGGUAUGAAAAGCAAAAUGGGUAUGAAGUGUCCCUGGUCAAGCUCACAUGGAGACAGCCUGUUGGUUCUGUGAUCUUUGACAGCCGGGCAGGAACAGAAGCAGCCAAGAAUGCAUUGAAUGGUAUUCGCUUUGACCCCGAGAACCCACAGACCCUGAGGCGAGAGUUUGCCAAAGCCAACACCAAGAUGGCCAAGAACAAGCUAAUGGCUACACCAAAUCCCACCAAUGCUCACCCUGCCCUAGGAGCACACUUCAUCGCACAAUACCCCUAUGACCUGAUGGGGGCCACUCUGAUUCCCGCAUCCCUAGAUGCCUGGGCCCCCUACCCUCUGUACACCACAGAGAUGACCCCAGCCAUCUCACAUGCUACGUGUACCUACCCAGCCACCACUGCUGCUGCCGCUGCCGCCCUACAUGCUCAGGUGCACUGGUACCCUUCCUCCGAUACCACCCAGCAAGAAUUGAAAUAUCGUCAGUUCUGUUAGUUCUUCAGUCUGGUCACCACAGCUCGAA